This is a messenger RNA of Hemicordylus capensis (graceful crag lizard), 1590 nucleotides long. It is a transcript of the gene NUDT16L1, whose product is annotated as nudix hydrolase 16 like 1. The transcript is spliced from 3 exons. The coding region runs from base 112 to 1044 and encodes 310 amino acids. The record is from RefSeq and is a predicted model, not a curated record. NCBI's taxonomy places the organism in Eukaryota, Metazoa, Chordata, Lepidosauria, Squamata, Cordylidae. Gene Ontology annotation, molecular function: snoRNA binding. Gene Ontology annotation, cellular component: nucleus.
UGCUGGGAUUGCGGACUCCAUUUCCCAAGAUGCUCAGCGGCGGCUGCGAGAAGACGCCUUGGGACGGCUCUACCCAGCUCCGCCCCCAACCAGUCAUGAGGCAGAGCUACUAUGAAGGGAGGCGCGACUCCAUUGGCCAGCUUGCCUGCCUGUCUUUCAACGCGUUAUGCGAUUGGUCGGCCGUUGAGUGCUCCGAGCGACGAUUGGCCGUGGCGGCGGGUUCGCGCUCUUCUCGAGCGGUUGUCGGCGAUGGCGGCGCAGGCGUUGAGGGGCAGGGCUCCUGCCCCCCCUCCCCCCAUCGCUGCCGCCUGUGUGGGGAAGGGAAUGGGCGUGCUGGGCGGGCGGCCCGUCGCCACCGCUGCUUUGUCGGUAGGCCUACAGACUCUGGGCGUGCCGGGCGUGCCGGAGCUGAAGCCGUUGACCCGCUCCGAGGCACUCCGUCUCGGGCCCGGCUGGAGCCACUCCUGCCACGCCAUGCUCUUCGCGCCCAAUCCGGGGAUGCUCUUCGGUCGCAUCCCGCUACGCUACGCCAUCCUGAUGCAGAUGCGGUUUGACGGCCAGCUAGGCUUCCCUGGGGGGUUCGUGGAUCGGCGAUUCUGGUCCCUGGAGGAUGGUCUGAAUCGGGUGCUGGGCUUGGGGUUGGGCGGGGUGCGCCUGACGGAUGCCAACUACCUGAUCUCACACGUCACCGAGGGCCCCCACCGCGUGGUGGCGCACUUCUACGUCAAGCAGCUGACCUUGCAGGAGCUGCACGCCAUCGAGAUCAGCGCGGUUCAUUCUCGGGACCAUGGGCUGGAGGUGAUGGGGACUGUGCGGGUGCCACUGUACACCCAGAAGGACCGUGUGGGCGGGCUGCCCGCCUUCCUGAGGAAUUCCUUUGUCAACACCGCCAAGUUCCAGCUGCUUUAUGCCCUGAAGGUCUUGAACAUGGUGCCUGUGGAGAAGCUGGCCGAGGCUGUGGCCGCCACACAGAAACUCAAAACGCCUGCCCCGGAAACAGCAGUAGCCGCCUCCGCCCCAGCAGUGCCUCCUACCACCUUCUGAGUCGAGGGCAGGGCCACUUUCGCCAUGAAGGAGCCAGCCCAGGCCCCAAGGAAGAAUCCCCACCUGACCCAGCACUGCCUCAGCCACAGGAGCUGCUUGGGGCAGUUCCAGGAUGGACUUGCUGGGCCUCCUUCCCACUGCCGAAGGGGCUCUGGCUGUGGGAAACCCUGCUUUGGAAGGUUCUCAUCCAAGGAGGCCUUUCAGAGCCUGGUAUGCCAGCAAGCAAGCGUGUGUAUCUGUGUGGUGGCUGCCGACUGAAAAACGAGGCUUGUGAUCCAGCUGCAGCCACGCAGAGGUCAGCCGGGCCUGUGAUUUGUCUGGAGAAGCUGUGACAUGCAGAGGGAGUCCUGCCUGGACACUGAAAGGAAGGAAGGAAGCUGUGUGGAGGUCCCUGGGUGUGCAGAGGCUCCUCUGUCAAGGGGGACAUUACGGGGCAGCUUCCUUCUUGACAUUGAGCAGAACCCCUGUGGGGCUUGUCCUGCUGCAAAUGGAAGCAGGGCAGGCAGGGAAGACUGGAAGAAUAAACCAUGUUGUUGUGUGUCUUGA